Neodiprion virginianus is the source of this 2243-nucleotide messenger RNA. RefSeq names its product odorant receptor 13a-like. The coding region runs from base 605 to 1888 and encodes 427 amino acids. Gene Ontology annotation, cellular component: plasma membrane. The record is from RefSeq and is a predicted model, not a curated record. Gene Ontology annotation, biological process: detection of chemical stimulus involved in sensory perception of smell; sensory perception of smell. The transcript has 12 exons. Lineage: Eukaryota; Metazoa; Arthropoda; Insecta; Hymenoptera; Diprionidae. Gene Ontology annotation, molecular function: olfactory receptor activity; odorant binding.
GACAUCUUCUCUACCUGCUUUCUACACCUGCACCCGCAUUUUCCUCUAUUCUCUCACCGUCAAACACGCAGAGUCGCCCACAGCUCAAAUCAAGAAGACCGACGAAAAUCACCGUCGAGCACGCAGAGUCGCCCACAGCCAAAAUCAUCAAGAUCAACGAAAGCAGACGUGCAGGAGUUGCAGUUGAUCGGUGUUUUUGUAACAGUUUGCAGAACGUCCUUAGAUGUCGAUCACAGGCACGAGGCCAGUGUUCAAGAUCGUCGCUGUGACCGAAAUCGAAUAUCUCACUCCCUGUUUCCAUCCCUGGACGUCAUUGUUCGAGAUGUAUAUAUACAGGCGAGAGAGAAGACUCGACCUUCUUGAGAAAAUUACGAGUGCGCCAACGUCUUCGCCAUUAUGCAGACAAGUUUCAGGCUUGACUGCAGAGAGAGUUCAACUCUGCCAGAAUAUCGUUCUUUCUUUUAUCUUCCGUUUUGUUGUUGAGGGAAGAAUGUCGGUCAUUUUCAUUUAAAGGGGUCGACUAUAAAAAUACCAGCAUUGACUUCACAUAGUCGCAAUUUUCUUGGUAAAAAAAAAAAAUCAACCGGAACUUUGCCCGCAAAAAAUGGAUGAAAUCCGAUCGUCGAACGAGGAGCAUUAUCGAAAGGAGUUGAUUUUCGAGGGUGUCAAAAUGUACGAACGAUACGUAACCCUGCAUCGACGUUUGCUGCAACCGGUAGGACUUUGGCCGAGAAAAGCUCGUUGGGAUAACUUGACUUGCUGUAUCUACGAAGCAAAUGCGUUUGUUAAUAUUUCCUGGAUGAUUCUCGUCUCGUCGAGCCAAUAUUUUUCCAUUUGGGAUGCUCGAGAUAACUUCUUUGAGGUGAUGGAGAUCAUCAGCGCCAUGACGACAGCCUUCUUGAUUAUACACAAGGCUUUCACGCUGUUAUUCAAACGUUCAAAAAUACGAGAAAUCGAUGAUACAAUUCGCGAAUUAUGGAUCGACGGAUGGUGCAGACACAAUGCGUCGGUUCGCCGACAGAUGACGAUGGUAGCCGGCGUGACGAAAACCCUGACGCUGAUUUACCUCAGUCUGAUAAUAAUCACUGUAAUAAAUUUUGCCGUUUCACCAAUGGUUUCGCUUUAUACCCAAAGGGCGGCAAAUCUCUCCGAGGGUGAAAUCGUCUACGUUCUUCCAUACCUGGCGCAGUUUCCCGGUGUGGACAUAAGAAACAAAACGAACUACACGAUGUGUUACAUCGCCUCCAGUAUCGUCAGUAUUCCGAUUAUUCUCUACGCUGCUGGAACGGACAUUUUUUACAUUUCAUACAUAACCCAGAUAUCGCUACAGUUCGAUUUACUGACGCUGGAAAUCAGCGAACUUUUCGACGAACAGAAGACUGACAAAUCGCCAUCACCCAGCAGAGUCGAAAAAUCAAAGAUACAGAAGUUUGCCUUCAAGAAAUGUGUACAAAAACACCAGAAACUGAUCAGCUCGGGCCGGAUAAUGGAACAGCUCUUCUCCCAAAUUCUAUUCGGCAUAUGUGUCGUCAGCACUGUCUCGAUGUGCGCAGUUAUGUUUGAAACCAUAGUGGCAAGUCACAAUCAGCACGGAAACACCACGCAGUUCGCGCUGUACCUAAUUUUCGAAGUAACCGAGGUCUUCAUCUAUUGCUGGUUUGGAAAUAUUUUAGUGGACAAGAGUAUGCUGCUAUGUCAGGAGGCUUACUGCACGAAAUGGUACAACGCAGAUACGAUCUUGCAGAAGGAUUUGAUGAUGGUAAUGACGAGAGCUCAACAGCCGAUCUACGUGAGCGCCUGCGGUUUUGUCGUAAUAUCGCUGAAUGUCUGCACAAAGAUACUGAAUACCGCAGCGUCAUAUUUCACACUUAUUCGCAAGAUGUACUAACAACCCAAUUGCUGCACUGUUUGGAAAUCUGUAAAUUGUUGCAUGAAAAUUUGUCCAGUGAUUUUCUAUGCGAUCAAUUUUCAUGGUCUUUUCGAGGAUAGUGAAUUGAUGUUAAGGAAUAGCAAAAAUGAUCAAAGUCUUAUUUUAGUAAUCACACAUUUUGCGAGUUGUUUGAACAUUUGAAUAAAGUAUGAAAGACUUGAAUAAAUUAUAAAUCUCAAUUUCAUUACCGCCUAUGACGACGCCUGAAUCUAGUGAAAGUUCGUUUCUGGGAUGGCUGACUCCAUCGAUACAUCGGUCGAUCAAGUUAAGUGGCUAAUUGUUGUGCAACAAAACUUCUUUAACUAGUUUCAAG